GGGGGGGUGGGGGGGCACAUGGAGGGGUUUCCACCAAAUGGCUUAAUGCCGGUUCUUGCAAUCUAUUUAAAGGUGCGUUACAAUCCUACUCCACUAACUUUCAGUGUAUUCCCACAUAAAGCGGAAACAACAACUCAUCAAAUGUUAUUUUUUUAAGUCAAACUCACGAGGUAGUUACAGUUUAUCACGUUUAAGAAACAAAAAAUCAAAAUCACUGAGUCUUAAAUCUCCCCAAAAUACUGAAGUUGAAAAAGCACCGCUCGGUCCGGAGGGGUUUUAAAAUCUAUGCUGGGAAUUCGCUCACUCUGCCUCGUGCAGAACUAACGUUGGUUUAUUGUUUUAAAUCACAUUGACUGAUGCUCCGUUUUGAAAGCCGGAUGUUGCGCACCCUGCUGCGCAUGUGCGCUUCAUCCGAGCGAGGAGACGCUUCAAGGUGCGCGCGGCUGUCGGACCGGGCGCGUGAGUCGGGUCUUUUUUUGAGGGGGGGGGGGAGGUGGGGGCGAACGGGAACAACAGGUGGAAUUAACAUACGUCACAUCCAUCGAGACAAACGUCCCCCCAGUUUCUGCUGGAGUUGUUUUCGUUCGUUUUUCUUCUUUUAAUGGGAUUACCUUAAAGUUCCGCAAAAGAGCGCAGUGCGAAUCUGAGAUGAGCGGCGCAACUUCGCCGAAGUGCUGAAGGAAACUGCGGCAUCAUGAGUCUGAGACCGCAGGUGAGGCAAAAGAUCCAGAUUCUCAUCUAUUUAUUGUUGCUUAGGUUUAGUUGUGUUGUUUUAGACUGCUGUUUGUACCACUUUAUUUCUGUUUGUAAAAUGCAGCAAAAACAGACAAUUAUUACAUUAAUGUCAGAUGCAUUCAGUAAAAUAACAUUUAAUAAUGUCAAUAGUUAAUAGUUGACCUCUUAAACAACUUUUUCUUUUUUUUUUUAAAUACCUGUAUGUCAUUUUCAAGAGCCCCGCUUAGUCCGUUUGUUGGACGACGACCACCCGGGACGGGCAGGAGAGCGGCCUGCGGACAGGGAGGGGUGAAGAUGGCGUCCAGGGGACCUCCUGACGGGGGCUACGGCUGGGUGGUGGUCAUGUCGGCCUUUUUCGUCAUGGGCCUUACCGCUGCCGUCCUUAAGAACUUCGGCCUCUUCUUCCUGGACAUCCAGAGUCACUUCGGGGUCCUGACCAGCACCACCUCAUGGGUCACCUCCACGACCAUCGUCAUGUUUCACCUCGGAGCUCCAUUGGCCAGUGCGCUGACCAUGCAGUUCUCUCACCGGGCCGUCGUCGUAGUCGGGGGUCUGCUGUCGGCCUCCGGCCUGUUGCUGGCGUCUCUGGACCUCGGCCUGCCCUGGCUCUACCUGACCAUGGGGGUCCUGGAAGGAACGGGCAUCGCCUUCACGUGGGUCCCCGCCAACAGCCUGGUGAGCCACUACUUUUCGCGUUGGCGCCCCAUCGCCUACGCCGUCGCCAGCUCGGGGGAGUGCGUCUUCGCCGUCAUGUUCAGCCCCUUCUUCCGGUGGCUCAUCGAGACGUACGGCUGGCAGGGCGCCCUGCUCGUCAUCGGAGGCCUUCAGCUCAACCUGUGUGUCUGCGGCGCUCUCAUGAGGCCGCUGGAGGUGGACGGCGAGGACGUCCGGACGACGCAGGAAGCCAAAGAGGCGCCGCCGCUGCCGCCGAGGAGGAGGACAAAAGUCGUCUUCCAGUUCUCCCUGAUGGGAAAACCCGAGCUGCUCCUCUACAUCCUGUUCGGCAUCUUGGCGGCGGCGGGCUUCUUCAUCCCGCCUCUCUUCCUGGCGCCUUUCGUCAGCAGUUUGGGGACGGACAGCUACUGGCCCGCCUUCCUCCUCUCCGCCCUGGCGCUGGCCGACCUGGCGGGGCGGCUGCUCUGCGGGUGGGUGGCCAACGCCAGGCUGGUGAGGAACCUGCAGCUGCUCGCCGUGGUGGUCGCCCUGCUGGGGGCGGUGCUCCUGCUGCUGCCCGUCAGCCACGACUACUGGACCAUCCUGGUGUUUUCGGCGCUCUACGGCUUCCUGCUGGGCUGCGCGGUGGCCAUCCACGUCACUUCCAUCGUGGACAUCGUGACGCUGGAGGGCUUCGACAGCGGACUGGGACUCUUCAUGCUCUUCAGGAGCGUCGGCGGGUUCAUCGGCCCGCCCGCCGCAGGCUGGCUGGUGGACCAGACGGGCGACUACAGCGCCGCCUUCUACCUCUCGGGUGUCUGCCUCGUUGCGUCGGCGGGCUUCGUCGGCCUGGUGGACCGCCUGGUUCAGAGGAGGACAUCAUCAUCAUCAUCGGAGGCCAAAGGUCAUCAGGCGGGAGGCCGAUAGCGAACCCGCGGUGCCAGAGAGGAAUGGUCAGCGAGCGCCGGGUCCUCAUUCCCAGCAGAUAGUUCUCAUCCCUCCGUUUCUAUACUUUCUAUCGUGAGUUAUAUAUUCCUGCUUACAAAUGUAAGUUGCACAAAAAGCAGCGCUUCCGUUCUGCGUGGCAGUAUCGUUUUUAUUAGGCAGAAAAGUUUCAAAACCCAAAGAAAAACUUGAUUUUUGUUUUUUCUGUCGUGCUGAAAUUAAGUUAUUUCUGGGGAAAUGUUUUAAAUGGCUCCAGCUUGACUCAUCAAUGGUAAAACAAAUCCUGCUUUCGCCAGUUUUUUUUAAAUGAUCACUGGACCAACCCUCGGGGGGAUUAAAUAACAAGAACUUCGAGCCUUCAGAAACUUCGAACAGUUUCUGAAGCUUGCAAUCACAAAAACAAGUCGCUGUUGAAAGUCUUUUGUACUUGUGGGUACAAAAGGCCGCCGGUUCAACGUUCAUGUUUAUAAUGAAGUUCGGAUAACCAUGGAGCACUACGGCGCCGAAGAACAUACGUCUGUUAAUACUUGAUUUACACGUGUUGCUUUUGGUCAAGUUGUCAGAUGGGAGACAGAACACUUCAUCUGCGAAUAACUCUGGCUUUGACUUUAAUGUAAAUAUAUCACGGCCAAUGAAAUCAGUUCUUUCUCUGCUACGAUGUCCUUCUGUUAACGUCUACGACAUUUUACAUAAAGCUUCAUAAGAUUAUCUUUAAAAAAAAAAGUAGCAAUAAGUCCCCAAAAAUGUUAAUAUAGGUCACAAGAUUGAUAUGUACUUCAUGACAAAUUAUAGGAUGUUGUAAAAAGCAAGUUUGUCUCAAUAAAAGGUCACAGUAUGACAAAU
Messenger RNA from Gasterosteus aculeatus aculeatus (three-spined stickleback), 3177 nucleotides. The record is from RefSeq and is a predicted model, not a curated record. NCBI's taxonomy places the organism in Eukaryota, Metazoa, Chordata, Actinopteri, Perciformes, Gasterosteidae.